This is a messenger RNA of Owenia fusiformis, 1130 nucleotides long. The record is from the annotation of a GenBank genome assembly. Lineage: Eukaryota; Metazoa; Annelida; Polychaeta; Sabellida; Oweniidae.
GAAAUUUUUAAAAUGGCUGCCGUCUUUAGAAACUUUCGCGUUACAAAAUUGUGCACAAAUGCCAUCCUUGCACGGUCUGUUGUACCUAGAGUGACCUGUGCGGCUUUCCUACACAAUAAACGUUGUACCAGAAGCCCACUGGAGCAGAAUCAUGGUUUAGUGUCAUUUAUAUCCAAGACACACCAGGUUACUUCAGUAAGACACUACAGUAAACCACCACUUACCAUUAGCAUGGUCAGAGAAAGAGUAAUCCUUGUGUUGAAACUAUAUGACAAAAUAAACCCUGAAAAGCUCACAGUUGACUCUCAUUUUAUCAAUGACCUUGGACUGGACAGCUUAGAUCAUGUUGAAGUUGUUAUGCAGAUGGAGGAUGAAUUUGGGUUUGAAAUCCCAGAUGAGGAUGCAGAGAGACUUAUGAAGCCAGCAGAUAUUGUACAGUAUGUGUGUGACAAAGAAGAUGUAUAUGAUGAAUGAUGCGAAAAGCUCAGCUAGGAAAUAAAUUGUACAGAAAGACAUUCACCCACUUAAUGACCUAGGGUUAAACAAUGAUAAAUCAAAGAACUUGAAUAAAAGGAGUGACUGAUGGCGUAUCCUUCAUAUGUACAAAGCUCUGAAUUACCAAUAGCUUUAGGAUGAAGUAAUAGAAUUGAAUAAUGAUACAUGUGACAUUCAGGAAAACUGAUUUGUUUUAAAUUCAUCUUUUGGGACCGUGGAAGAAAAACCUUUGAAACUUUAGAUAAUAAUCUUGUUUUAGCACAAUUAGCACCAUUGGCACUCUAGGACCUAUUGGUACUACAGGAUUGAUUAUAGCAUACUUUAUGUCCUAAAGUGUCAUAUACCAACUAAGAUUUAUAUGGAAUAAAUCAUCACUUGAUUGUCAUGUAUUUAGGAGUAUUUGUUUGCCAAAUAAAUGUUUGGAAUAUUACUACAGUCGAUUUAGUUAUUUGUAAAAAAUAUUGUCUCUUUUUGUCAAAAUCUACACACAUGAUGUGACAUGACCCCAUAAUAUCCCAUGAACGAAGUUCGUAGGGAUAUUGGAAACGCCUCUGUUCGUCCAUACAUCUGUCCGGGUGAUAACUCAAAUACCCGAUUUUGCUCAUAUUUUGUACACAUAUACCCUAUGGGGGUAG